AUGGCGCCUUUCAAAUUCGUGAAAAAAAGCUCUAAAGAGAAGGCAAAACAAGAACCUGUUGCGGCGACAACUACAACAACAACAACAACAACAACAGCCCCAUCUAUCACAACGGCCAAACAACCAAUUAUUCCACCACACAAUCCCAAGCGUUUUGUGCAGAGUGAAAAGCGGCCAACGUCUAGUCUCCCGGAGCCUAGUGCCAUGCGAAUCUUCCCCACGCCGGUCCCUGCCCAGCAGCGAAAUGUUUCUAGUGCUUCAACGCUGCAACAACAGGCAGAAUACACGCCAUGGCUGAGAAUAAAGCUUUCCAACUCGCCCUUUCCACGCUACCGCCAUGUAGCGUCAGCAUACACAUCUGAACAAAACCAGAUCUUUGUCAUAGGUGGUCUGCACGAUCAAUCAGUUUACGGAGACACCUGGAUACUCUCGGCUCUCGAAGAAGGCACAAAAUUCUCGUCAAGAACCAUUGAAAUAAGUGAUUUCACACCUCCUCCUCGCGUGGGCCAUGCUUCUACGCUUUGCGGUAACGCCUUUGUCACCUUUGGGGGUGACACUCACAAAGUCAAUAGCGAAGGACUGAUGGACGACGACAUCUACCUAUUCAAUAUAAACUCUUACAAAUGGACGAUCCCCAAGCCAGUGGGUCCAAGACCGCUAGGCAGAUACGGCCACAAAAUAAGCGUCAUUGCCACCUCCCAGCUUAAAACAAAGCUAUACGUCUUUGGUGGUCAAUUUGAUGACACCUAUUUUAACGACCUGACCGUAUUUGACUUGUCAUCAUUUCGACGCCCAGAUUCGCAUUGGCAAUUCAUAAAGCCUAACACUUUCAUCCCACCGCCAUUGACUAAUCACACAAUGAUAUCCUAUGAUUUCAAGCUAUGGGUCUUCGGCGGUGAUACGCCACAGGGGCUAAUAAAUGACCUCUUCCUUUUCGACCCGCAAGCGAACGACUGGCGAGUCAUCCAGACAACAGGAGAAAAGCCGCCUCCUGUACAAGAGCAUGCUGCCAUUCUGUAUGGUGACCUCAUGUGUGUAGUGGGUGGUAAAGAUGAACAGGAUGUUUACUCGAACGAUGUUUACUUUCUGAACUUGAUCUCUUUGAAGUGGUUUAAGCUGCCAACGUACAAGAUAGGAAUUCCGCAAGGGCGCUCAGGUCAUUCUUUGACGUUACUUCCUAACAAUAAAUUACUGAUUAUGGGUGGUGACAAGUUUGAUUAUGCGAGACCUGACCCCAAAGAUUUCCACACCGCUGAGGUAGACAUGAGUUGCGGAACAGUUCUUUACUCGUUGGAUCUGACACGGCUGAGAGAAAGUAUUCCUGGUGUUUUCGACUCAAAUGUUGCAGGCGCUUCUCGGAAACCCCGAGAACCGACAUCUCCCCCAUCCAAUGGUCGUGUUAUUCCUCAUCAACAGCAGAAUAUUCUCACACCCUUCAGCGAGAGAUACCAAACGCCCAAAAAUGAGCAAGGUGGUUUCGUUACUGCGGAAAACUAUGCUUCACCUACUAAUGAAAGAGAUGCGGCACCUCCUGUCUCUGAGGAUAACCAUAACGAACUCAGGGGCUCGCAGACUGCACAAGAUAUCAAAAAACCCACUUCUCCUAUUCCGCUACUGAAAACUAAUCAGUGGAAUGGUCCUCAAAGCCCUCCUCCACGUGUGGUAUCUUUGAGUUCAGGCAACGAGUCCGAUCUCAAUACUUCAAGGGGACAUGACAGUCAACUUAGCAACGACACUAGUGAGGAGUACGGCGUUGCCUUGAUCGGUAAUUCACCCUCACGCCCCGUGAUUAGAGAAAGCAUAAUACCUGAAAACGAAACGCUUGAGAACUUACCUAGUCGGAAUAUGCCCGAAGACUUGACCCCCAAAAGCGAAGAUUUCAAACGCACAAUUCCGGUUUCUGGUGGUAAUAAUGGUAUGUCUUCGCCAAUGGAGAAAGAUCCUCAGGGAUCCGUGACUAAGGUGACGAGAGACAUGAUUAAUGCCUUGAAACUGGAGCUCGGCGGCUUGAGAACGGAAGCUGAAAAAAGUGCGCAAUCCGCUAGUGAACGUAUAAAGGAGCUUGAAAUUGAGAAUGGAAAACUGAAGGAAAGCGAUAGCGUCGGAACACGUCUGGUCAGAUUGCAAACAGAUUUUGACAUUGCAGUGGCUGAUAAAAAGGCUCAUGAAGAUAGGGUGAGUGAAUUGGAGGAUCUUCUGUCUAAGAAAUUUUUAGAUGUAGCUCGCUUGCACGACAUCAUACAAGUUCAGAGCAACAAGUUAAGCACGUUUGAUGAAGAAGGAAGUACAAAAGAAAAACAUGACGAGCUGGUAUUGAAAUACGAGCAACUGCUCAAAAAUCAUGAAGCUUUGAAAGCUCAAGAUCGAGAGCAAACAAAGAGUCUGCAUACCACCAUUGAACAAUACAAUGUGCAACUUAAUGAUUUCCUGGCACAGACCAAGAGAGGAGACCAGGAAGAGAAAAGCAUCUUGAUUUCUGAUCACCACCAGAAACUUAUUAGCGAUCUAAAAUCUAGCUUAGAGAAAAUGGCUACCGAAAAAGAGGAAAGUGAAAACGCAAAGAAGAAACUUUCACAAUCGGUUCAAGACCUGCACGAUAAGAAUGAAGAACUCGAGGGCAAGGUCAAGAAUUUGGAACGCAAUUAUGAGAGCAGUGUCAACUCAGUGAACUACGCAAGCAGGGCACUUGAAAUAUCUCAGGACGAGCUAAACAAGUUCAAGCAAGAAAACAAGCGGCUGGCCGACGAGCUGGAGGAGCUCAAGUACAAGUCCACCGAUCGCCGUGACGUAAGUCUCACGUCCAAUGACGAUUCUAUCUUGAGCGCUGGUGGAAGCGCACCCGGUUCAGAAGCGCGAAACGAUAUGCGUGACGCUCCGUACCGCUUGAAGAUCAAAGAUCUGAAGGCAGAGCUAUUUAUCAUAAAGCAGGAAAGAGAUUCUAUGAAUGAUAAUCUGAUGGAAUUGAAGAAAAAGCUGCUGCAUUUCGAGAAUGAGGAUGAUUAA
Molecule: messenger RNA, 3003 nt
Organism: Lachancea lanzarotensis
Lineage: Eukaryota; Fungi; Ascomycota; Saccharomycetes; Saccharomycetales; Saccharomycetaceae
Product: LALA0S04e09252g1_1
Exons: 1
Coding region: 1-3003 (1000 amino acids)
Biological process (GO): regulation of cell shape
Molecular function (GO): protein binding
Source: RefSeq, a predicted model, not a curated record